UCUCUCCCCUUACAGGAUAUUGCAUUUUUAACCAAAUUAUUUUGAAUUAUUUUACAUAUAAAAACAAACUUUUCCAUGUAAAUAUCUUUAUUUAAUUAUCUUAACCCCCAAAAUCCUCUCCUAUAUAUCUCUCUCUCUCUCUCUCCCUGAAGUUAGUCAUCAUCAUCAUCUUCAACAUCUCUCUCUGCAAAAACAUGAUGAACAAAUAGUGUUAAUCUCCUUUCUUCUUCUCCUUCUUCGUCUCCUCUUAGAUCUGGUUCCAUUGUCAUCUGCAACAAGGAGGGAGCCUACAGUUUUGUCUGUAGCAAUAAAUCAUGGCAUUAGGAAAGUAUACUAGAGUAGAUAAUAGGAGGUCGUCCUCGAGUUACUGCUCGACCGUGACGAUAGUGGUCUUUGUUGCUCUAUGCUUAGUUGGAGUUUGGAUGAUGACAUCGUCCUCCUCUAUUUCACCUGUUCAAAAUAUAGAUGAGACUCCUCAGGAGACUACAACCAAAGUGAAGGAACAGGUGGCCGAACCUAAUAAUGAGGGCAAGAACGAGGGAAAUAAUCAACAAUUUGAAGAUAGCCCUGGUGAUUUACCUGAUGAUGCAACUAAAGGAGAUGGCAAUACAGAUUUACCUCAAACUGAAACUAAUACUGACGCAAAAGAAAAUCCUAAUGAAACCAACCCCGAUACAAAAGAAAACCAAAGUGAAAAUGAUUCUGAGACAAAAGAAAACCAAAGUGAAAAUAACGCUGAGACAACAGAAAAGCAGGAGGGGACUGAAGAGAACCCUGAGGGAAAGAAUAAUGAGGAGACUAAGUUGUCAAAUACCGAGACACAAGAUGGAGACAGCAAAGAUGGUGAUUCUAAGACAGAAGAUGGAGCAUCUAAUUCUGAGGGUGGGGAGGCAAAAACUGACGGUAGUGAAGGUAAUUCAGGUGAGCAAGGAGAUUCUGAUGAAACUCAAGAUCAAAACAGAUCUGAUUUGGGUGAUGGUGACAAACAGUCCAAAAACAAUGAUGCUGAAACAAAAUCCGAUGAGAAUUCCGACAAAUCAAAUGGAGAAAAUGUUGAGGGUCAAGUAGAUGAGAAGACAGAACAAAAUGAGAACAAGGAGUCAGAAACAUCUGAUGAGAAAAAGGAGGAUGAGCAGCCCAAAAACCAGACCUUGAAUGAGGUAUUUCCUUCUGGUGCUCAGUCAGAGCUACUGAAUGAAACUGUGACACAGAAUGGAUCAUUCUCAACCCAGGCAACAGAAUCAAAGAAUGAGAAGGAAGCUCAGCUGUCUUCCAAGCAAUCAACAGAAUAUAGUUGGAAUCUUUGCAAUGUCACUGCUGGAGCUGAUUAUAUACCUUGCCUUGACAAUUUGCAAGCCAUUAAGGGUCUUCCAACUACUAAACACUAUGAGCAUCGAGAAAGGCAUUGUCCUGAUCAACCGCCUACCUGUCUUGUUUCGCCUGAAGGGUAUAGACUCCCGGUUGAGUGGCCUAAAAGCAGGGAAAAGAUAUGGUACUAUAAUGUUCCCCAUACCAAACUUGCUGAAAUUAAGGGACAUCAGAAUUGGGUUAAGGUUGCUGGCGAAUAUCUCACUUUCCCUGGUGGAGGGACUCAGUUUAAGCACGGUGCUCUUCAUUACAUUGACUUCAUACAAGAGUCUAUCCCUGACAUUGCUUGGGGAAAAAGAUCUCGUGUUAUAUUGGAUGUUGGAUGUGGGGUUGCUAGCUUUGGAGGUUUUCUGUUUGACAGAGAUGUGCUUACCAUGUCUUUUGCACCUAAAGAUGAGCAUGAAGCUCAAGUGCAGUUUGCACUUGAAAGAGGAAUCCCCGCAAUAUCUGCUGUGAUGGGCACAAAGAGACUUCCAUUCCCUGGCAGAGUUUUUGACAUCGUCCACUGUGCACGCUGUAGAGUCCCAUGGCACAUAGAAGGCGGUAAACUGCUUUUGGAGCUAAAUCGUGUACUUCGACCUGGUGGUUUCUUUUUGUGGUCUGCUACUCCUGUUUAUCAGAAGCUUCAUGAAGAUGUUGAAAUCUGGAAUGCCAUGUCUGAACUAACAAAGAAACUUUGCUGGGAACUUGUGUCCGUUAACAAGGAUACAGUCAAUAGAGUGAGUAUAGCAAUAUAUAGAAAGCCUACUUCCAAUGAGUGCUAUGAGAGCAGACCACAACCUGAGCCUCCUCUCUGCCAACAAUCUGAUGAUCCAAAUGCGGCCUGGAAUGUGCCACUGCAAGCAUGCUUGCACAAGGUGCCCAUUGAUGCAGUAGAACGUGGAUCUCAGUGGCCAGAGCAAUGGCCAUCUAGGUUGGAGAAACCGCCUUACUGGUUGUUGAGUUCUCAAGUUGGAGUUUAUGGUAAGCCAGCACCAGAAGAUUUCACUGCAGAUUAUGAGCACUGGAAACGAGUUGUGACCAAGUCCUACCUAAAUGGCAUUGGAAUUAACUGGUCAACUGCUCGGAAUGUCAUGGACAUGAGAUCUGUCUAUGGAGGUUUUGCUGCAGCUAUGAAAGAUUUGAAUGUGUGGGUCAUGAAUGUGGUCCCAAUUGACUCCCCGGAUACACUUCCCAUAAUUUAUGAGCGAGGUCUGUUUGGUAUUUAUCAUGACUGGUGUGAAUCAUUUAGCACCUACCCAAGAUCUUAUGAUGUUCUGCAUGCCGAUCAUCUUUUCUCCAAGAUAAAAAAGAGAUGCAAUUUGAUGGCUUUGGUUGCUGAGGUU
Molecule: messenger RNA, 2693 nt
Organism: Carica papaya (papaya)
Lineage: Eukaryota; Viridiplantae; Streptophyta; Magnoliopsida; Brassicales; Caricaceae
Product: S-adenosyl-L-methionine-dependent methyltransferases superfamily protein
Cellular component (GO): endosome; cytoplasm; trans-Golgi network
Molecular function (GO): methyltransferase activity
Source: RefSeq, a predicted model, not a curated record